Amaranthus tricolor (Joseph's coat) is the source of this 1740-nucleotide messenger RNA. RefSeq lists its product as uncharacterized. The record is from RefSeq and is a predicted model, not a curated record. Lineage: Eukaryota; Viridiplantae; Streptophyta; Magnoliopsida; Caryophyllales; Amaranthaceae. Bases 1 to 1740 code for a protein of 579 amino acids. Gene Ontology annotation, molecular function: protein dimerization activity. The transcript has 6 exons.
AUGUAUAUUGUGGUGAAUUUAAAGCGUUGGAACAUUGAGGCUUUUAUUUUAAGCAGGUUUGUGGCGUUAGUUGUUUUAGAAUUGGCCUCCGCCACAACACUUGUUGCGUUGGCUCCCAGUGAGUACAGACAAAACCUUGAACCUUCCUUCUCCAAAUCUCCACGACUCCACCGACCACUGCCAGUCCGCCACAGCCCACAAACGGCCGGCCAAGUUCGGAAGUUCCAGUGUUACAGUGUAGCCUUCGACUGUUCUUCCUCUUCUUCGCUCACAGACAUUCGACAUUCGACAGUGUUCUUCGCUUCUUCCUCUUCUUCGCUAAUCGCUACACCUACUCGCUUCCUCUUCCAGUCUUCCUCUUCUCUUCAAUUGUUUAAUUGUGAGUUCCAUGCUUCCAUUACUUAUUUAAUUUUGAUUGGUGAUGGUUACUUUUCUAUUUUGGCCGAUGAAUCAAGUGAUGUGUCUCAAAAAGAACAACUAGCUCUUGUUUUGCGGUUUGUUAAUAGAGAAAAUGGAUCGAUAGUGGAACGCUUUUUAGGCAUUCUACAUGUGGGUGAUACUACCGCUUUGUCUCUUAAAAAUGCCAUUAUGUCGUUGCUUAUGGAACAUUCAUUAAGUCCUUCUAUGAUAAAAGGUCAAGGGUAUGAUGGGGCAAGUAACAUGAGGGGUGAAAUCAAUGGCCUCAAGACUUUGAUUAUGAAUGAUACUCUAAGAGCCUAUUACAUUCAUUGUUUUGCUCAUCAACUUCAACUAACUCUAGUUGCGGUUGCUAAAAAGAAUGUUAAUUGUACUUGGCUUUUUGACGUACUUGCAAACUUGUUAAAUGUGGUGGGAGCUUCUUGUAAGAGAAGAGACCUUAUUCAAAAACAUCAAGCUCAAGUAGUGGCUCAAGCUUUGGAAGUGGGGGAAAUUGAAAGUGGAUCGGGUUUGAAUCAAGAACGUGGUUUAAGUAGGCCGGGAGAUACACGUUGGGGAUCUCAUUACAAGUGUCUAAUAAGUAUCAUCAACUUGUUUCCUUCAAUUGUUAAAGUGCUUGAGGAGAUUGGAGAAAAUGGCUCUCCGGAUGAUAAGCUCAAAGCUCAAAUGAGGGAUCAAGGAUGGGAUAGUCUCUUAGACAAAGUCAUUUUAUUUUGUACUAAACACGAGAUUGAUGUUCCAUCUAUGGAUGAUCAAUAUGUACCUCAAGAAAGAUCAAGACGUUUUGCUAAACAAGCAACAAAUCUACAUCAUUUUCGCGUUGACAUUUUUUUGGAAGUAAUUGAUUUGCAUCUUCAAGAGAUUGAUAACCGUUUUAAUGAGAAGAACAUGGAGUUACUUACAUGCAUGGCUUCCCUGAGUCCUAGAGGUAACUUUUCAUCUUUUGAUAAAGAGAGGAUACUUAAACUUGCUUCUUUAUAUCUCGAAGAGUUUUCAUGCUAUGAUUUAACGGCUCUUGAUCUUCAACUUGAUGUCCUCUUAGAUUCUAUGCAAAAUGAUGAAAGAUUUCAUGAUUUGCAAGAUAUCAAUUCUCUUUCCAUGAUGCUUGUUAAAACAAGGAAACAUGAGACUUUUCCUCUUAUACAUUUGCUAAUCAAGUUGAUGUUGAUUCUUCCUGUUGCUACGACAAGUGUAGAAAGAGUGUUUUCCGCAAUGACGUUUGUCAAAAAUAAGUUGAGAAAUAGCAUGGGUGAUCAACUAGUGAAUGAUUGUUUGGUUACUUACAUUGAGAAGGAAGUGUUUCUACAAAUUGUUGUAGCAUAA